Messenger RNA from Sitophilus oryzae (rice weevil), 3053 nucleotides. RefSeq names its product DNA polymerase alpha catalytic subunit-like. Gene Ontology annotation, molecular function: DNA-directed DNA polymerase activity; chromatin binding; pyrimidine nucleotide binding. NCBI's taxonomy places the organism in Eukaryota, Metazoa, Arthropoda, Insecta, Coleoptera, Curculionidae. Gene Ontology annotation, biological process: lagging strand elongation; DNA replication; leading strand elongation. The record is from RefSeq and is a predicted model, not a curated record. Gene Ontology annotation, cellular component: alpha DNA polymerase:primase complex.
AUGGUCCCUGCUGUUUUUACAUCUCCAGCCAAACAGCCCCUUCCAAUGAACAUUUACGAGUGCCUAAAAACUUAUAAAGGAACCAAAGUACAAAAAAUGGACUCCGAAAAAGCGUUACUCAACUAUUUUGUUACUCAGUUCCUUAAAAUCGAUCCUGAUAUGAUCGUAGGCUUUGAUAUGCAGGGCUUCCAUAUAAAUGUUUUGGCCAAUCGUUUGAAGAACUACAAGAUAACGUCUUUUAGUAAAUGCAAACUAAAAAGAUCGGAAAUGGGAUGGUUAGAUAGAAUUUUAUUCACUGGACGGUUGGUUUGCGAUAUAAAAAUUUCAGCUAAAGAAUUAAUUAGACUGAGAACGUACGAUCUGGAUUCUUUGUGUCAGCAUGUUCUCAAAAUGCCAGAAAACCAAAGAAUCGAUUUAGAACCAGAUGAAAUACCGAAGAUGUAUGAACAAGCGAACGAUAUUGUUAAACUGAUAACAUACACAAUGCAAGAUACAGCAUAUAUUUUGAAGAUUUUAUAUGAUCUGAGUAUAGUUCCUUUGGCAUUGCAAAUUACAAAUAUUGCUGGAAAUAUAAUGUCAAAGACUUUGUUGGGUGGAAGAUCAGAGAGGAACGAAUUUUUGUUAUUGCACGCUUUUGUAGAAAAAGGAUACAUUGUUCCAGAUAAAGAUAAUCCUUUUAAGAAUGAAACAGAUACCGAACAGAUACCGAAGUCAUCAAGGAAAAAGCCCACUUAUUCAGGUGGUCUUGUUUUGGAUCCAAAAGUGGGUUUUUACGACAGCCUUGUAUUGCUAAUGGAUUUCAAUUCAUUAUACCCCAGUAUUAUACAGGAAUAUAAUAUUUGUUUUACAACAUUGCCUGUAUCUAAAAAGGAUGAAAAUUUGGUCAUUCCGGACAGGAAUUUACCACCUGGAGUUCUACCUAUAGAAAUCAGAAAAUUGGUGGAGAGCAGGAGACAAGUGAAGAAUCUAAUGAAGCCACGUGACUUAUCGCCUGACUUAAGAAUGCAGUAUCACAUACGACAGAUGGCGUUAAAAUUGACAGCCAACAGUAUGUAUGGAUGUUUGGGAUUUGCCAAUUCUCGUUUUUAUGCCAAAAAUUUAGCAGCUUUGGUCACGGAAAAAGGACGAGAAAUCCUCACCAACACCAAAGAUUUAGUCGAAAAAAUGUCCUUUGAAGUAGUCUAUGGCGACACAGACAGUAUCAUGAUAAAUACUAACGUCUUGGACUAUGAUCAAGUGUUCAAAAUAGGCAUCAAAAUCAAACAGGAAGUGAACAAACUCUACAAACAAGUAGAACUCGAUAUUGACGGCGUGUUCCGAUAUCUGCUUCUUUUGAAGAAAAAGAAAUACGCUGCUGUAACACUAACCAAGACUAAAGAUGGUCAAUUGAAGGCUGAAAAAGAAUACAAAGGGUUGGAUAUUGUACGAAGAGAUUGGUCAAGAUUGGCUUCAGAAGCUGGAAAAUUCGUUUUGGAGCAUAUUCUUAGCGAACAAACACAAGAUGACCGUAUAACGAAUAUUCAUAAUUAUUUAACUAAGUUGAAGGAAGAAUUACUUGAAAAUAAAGUGCCAUUACAGUUGUUAGUUAUUACAAAACAACUUACGAAAGAUCCAAAAAUGUAUCCAAAUAAAGAUUCACUUCCGCAUGUUCAAGUUGCAUUGAGGUAUAAUAAGGAAUAUGGCGGUCACUACAGAGCAGGCGACACCGUAAGCUACGUUAUAUGCGACGACGGAUCAACUAAAUCAGCCACGCAAAGAGCAUAUCAUCCGGAGGAAUUAAAAAACAUCGAAAACCUGAAAAUCGACACAAACUAUUACUUAUGCCAGCAAAUCCACCCUGUAGUUUCCAGAAUAUGCGAGCCAAUAGAAGGCACCGAUGCCUAUCAAAUCGCUCUGUGUCUCGGAUUGGAUGGUGCCAACUUUAAAAAGAGCGUACGCCCUGAAAAAAAUGUUGGAGAAAAUAUUACACGACCUGAGGUUAAAUUUAGGAAUGUCAAAAAAUUCAGUUUCAUAUGCCCUACCUGUCAAAAUGUAAAUACAGUGACAGGUCCGUUAAACAAAACCGUGCCUAUUCUUCAAAAAUGUUCGAAUGAGCAAUGUAUGGCUAAGCCAGUUGAUUACAUAUAUUACAUUCAGAAUCAGUUGAGUUUGACCAUAAAUGAACACAUUAGACAGUAUUACCAGUGUAAAUUAAUAUGCGAAGAUCCUGGCUGUCCACAAGAAACUAAUAAGACACCAUUGAGGUUUGCUCGCAAACUACCCGUGUGCAGGAUUUGCGAAGAUUUUGUGAUGUAUAGGGAGUACAGUGAAAAAGAUCUGUUCACUCAAAUCAGUUACUAUGUAUAUAUAUUUGAUUUGAGUCAUUUAACAAAAAAGCCGCUGAUGGAAGAAUCAAUAAGUUAUGGUUACCAGUUACUGCGCCAAACUGCUGUAAAAUAUUUGAAUUACUCGGCCUUUGCUGUGAUAGAUUUGCGCGAAAUAUUUGAAUAUCUAUUAGGGGAGAAACCAGCGUCUGCCUUAUCCAACGACAGCAUAAGAGAUCCUGAUAAUGAGGAAUAUGAUUUUUCAGAUGAAGAAUAAAUCAUAUUUUAUAUAUUAUAUAUGGUGUAAGAUCCGGCUGCAUUAUUAUUACGCAUCGUAUUUUUAAUCAAAACCUAAUUUUUACGUAUAUUUAUGAAUAGAAUACACUUUGCCUAUCAAAAACUUACCGCAACUAUGUUUAAUUAAUAAUAAUAACUGAUUUUUUGGAGACGACAUUACGCUCAUAAAUGUUUUUGAUAAUUUAUAUGUCAAAUUAAAGCUAUUUUUAUUCUGUAUAUAUGAUGUUAUAAGGGUGCCUAUAAAAAAUUUGCCACAAAUAGAGGUUGCCGCGGUUCAAAGUUUUUCCUACGGGUUCGGCAACAGUGCGUCGGGUAUCGGUAGCUCCUAUAAUAAUAAACUUAGGAAUUUUGUAUAAGUGCAUAAACUAAAGUAUAUACUAGGAUGUAUAUCAGGAAAAGAUUUUAACUUCUACAGGGUGGCUCAAAAAAGUGUGAGUAGAUUGGGAUCACUUU